Messenger RNA from Lineus longissimus, 10579 nucleotides. RefSeq lists its product as uncharacterized. The transcript is spliced from 16 exons. The coding region runs from base 1 to 9591 and encodes 3196 amino acids. The record is from RefSeq and is a predicted model, not a curated record. Gene Ontology annotation, molecular function: signaling receptor binding. NCBI's taxonomy places the organism in Eukaryota, Metazoa, Nemertea, Pilidiophora, Heteronemertea, Lineidae.
AUGGCAGUCUUCCCAGGAGUUGGAGUCGACAUCAAGCAUUCUUCAAAAGUUACCCAAGGCCUGGAGAAAAAAGAUCCUGUUUGGCCAAGUACGCCCCAGCCACCAAGACCGAACAGGAAUACAGGUAGGACAAUAGGCCAGUCACGCCCCCUUUCUUUGGAACAGGCAGACCUACUGGCGUCCAGACUCUGUCGGAGGCCAGGAUCAACGGGAAAUAUUGCACGGUCGCAAGGAUCGUCAGACGAUGGAUCAAGAAGCUCGCGGGAAAAUAUUUCGUUGUCCGGUUCGCGCACGUCACCCAGUCCAAAGGUUUCUCCACGGAGCCCAUUUGGGAAUUAUCAGAAUAUUGGGGCGCGGACGUCCCCAGGUAUGUCACCUGGGACGAGGUCCCGCUGGGAUGAGAAAAUGCCCGUGCCUCGGACUCCACCAAAAGUCUCACCGCAGGUUCACUGGGAGAAUAAAAAUGUGUUCCGACAAACACCACCGAACAGGGAAGGGAAAGUACUAAGGGGAAAUGAUAAUUCUCCGCCAUCGAGCAGGGCUGGGGGUGGAAUGGGGUAUGAGAAUAGCACUAUGAGUAGCGGAAGGACAGGGGGUGAAUUUCGGUGGUCUACGGCAAGCGUUCAAACAGGGGUGGAUAUUCAUUGGGAUAAUGUCUCCACUUCUCCUCGGACAUCAACCAGGUCCAUUUGUACAGUUGAAACUCAGACGCAGACCGAUAACUCAGCUUUCUUGUGCCGCUGCCAGAGCUGUGACGUUCUACCUCAUUCAGUGCAGCCACCAAGUGAUAGAAAUGCUAACCAAGUGCCGCGGAGUAUCUCGGUUGACACGUAUUGUACCCAGAAUGCCUCUACGUCGUCACAAAAUGCCUCGUUUUCAAAAUGCACAGGGAUGUCGCAGGUGCUGAACUUUUUUAAACGCGGAAAUUCUGGCAAUGUGAAAUAUGCAAUCGUUAACAAAGACGAUAUCAGCUGCCAAGAAAAUGGAACUGACCCAUCAGAUGAUGGCACGAUUUACCCUAGCAACAGAGGAGAAAUAAAACGUUUUGGACAUCGCUAUAGCAAUAUUCCACUUUUAGAUCCUGAUGAUUCUGAUGAGACGGAUGGACACGUCCUGGAUGAUGUUCCAAUGCCCCUACUGAACCCCUGCUUGUCCCAGCCUAGCCUCCAUAUGCCUUUAGUCCAGAAAAUAAAGAAUUCGCUCCGGUCGUUUUUACCUGCGCGCCAUAACCCUGUCCAUAGCAAGACACAUCCUAAUUCUCAAGCAAUAACAGACAAGAUUAAAAAGUCUCGCUCACCACAUGCGUCACCAAAAAUUCAAAAUAAACUGUCAAACUCAAAUUUAAGCAGUCCAGGAUUAUCCCGAGCAGAAAAAAAUAGUGCUAGUCCAAAGUUAGGCCGUAGUCCAAAAUCAGAGCGGAGUCCUAAAACAGCCGACCGCAGUCCAAAAAUGGAUCAUAGCCCAAAGAUGGAUCGCAGUCUUAAAAGUGAUCGUAGUCCCAAAAGUGGCCAUCAUAGUCCGAAAAAGGAACACAGUCCAAAACAUUAUGCAAAAGUGUCUUAUUCGUCGGUUUUACGCGAAGUGUUUACUCGGAAAUUCAGGAAUCGGGACAAGAAUCAUGAGAAUACGACCGUUAUUACCCAGAAUGCAGUUCUGUUGAAAACUGACGCUACAAGUUGUGCAGAUGCCAAUGGAAAUAUAGAAGGCGCCACUGUGAAACAGCAGUUACCGCGAAUCGUGACUCAUGUUCCGGAAGAGGUGACCGAGCCGCCAAAAGGGCCAUCACGUUCAAAGGAGAAUGCCGUGAGAGAAUGGGUCAACAACCUUCCACAGGCAGCUAAAGAUUUUUGUCGGGGUUUGCGUAGAAAGAAAGGCAUGGGGACGAAGGAUGUUGCGACUCUGGAGAGUCGACCACCCGUAGAGCGGGGGCCAAGCUCAGAGGAUGAUCUCUCACUCGGUGCUGAAGCCAAGUGCAUGUCAAACACUGAAAAAAACGCUGAGCCGAAACAAGCCUCACCUGCAAAGCGCCCCCUAUCUGCAUCUCCCUCCUCGACCAAACGCCGCCUGGCGUGGCUUAAGAGCAAGAGCCUCCAUGGUGAAAGCUUCAACUCUGAAAUCUCAAUGCAGACAACCGGCUCACACAUAUCAAGCGUUGAGGUUCUGCUUCAAGAACGGAAGGGGGACCCGGAACAAAUACUACUGAAUCUUGGAUUUGGAAAUAAACAAAACACGAGUAAUCUCGCUUGCCGAGUUCCAGAACGCUUCCUGAAGAAACCAUCAAAGGCCGAUGGCAUUGACGUGAAACGCUUCCUUGAUGACAAUCAAGAACUUGCAGAGUAUUUGGAGCAGAAACGUUCUCGUCACCACCCGAAUUCACCUGCAGAAAAUGUUGAAGAUGGUCAAAAGGAGAGUUCAGCCAUUGAUGAAAUAUUCCAGCAGCAGCAGGCCGACAUGCCCUGGAUCCCUGGCAGGUUUAGUGAAUCCUCGUUGUCACAUGGCAGCCUUCAUCCGUCUUACGCCGAGUACCAACGAACCCGCAGCUUCGAGGGAAAGAAGAAAUCAACCGAUAAAAUUUACAGCGUAUUGCAUCCGGAUAACCAGUUAUGUAUCGCAGAACAGGGUCAUUAUGACACUUAUCCGGAUUAUUUCAAAGAAAAUGUCAAAAGGUGCGUUCUUGGGGAUAUUUUUAGCGAUUUUGUUUUGAUAAGUCGACGGUUUAGCGCACCGGGGAAACCAUGCUUGAUUCGGUUAGACUCUGACCUGAAUAGUCACGCUGUAGUCCACAUGAUGUCAUCACAAGAGUCAGGUUCCGAAUCCUUUGAUUCUAGCUCCUCAACCCCGGAGUCUGAAAAUGAAACGCCCUCACAGAAUUUUGGACUGCCGAUAAUUUCUCUUGAGCCUGUUAAAGAGGAUCUAGAGACCAGCUUUGGGACUGCCAGUCCUUCUAAAUCACUCAGCCCAGUGUCGCCACGUAGUCCAAGGCCCCAGUCACCGAGGAUCGAUUUGGAUGCAACACCUACAAAAGACCGCUCUAGUUGUUUCAAUGCAAUGUUGAUGGAGGCGGAGAAAAUUCGGAAAGCUCGAGUAGCAUCUGAAGGGAGCCCUGUAAAAGAUGGGAAGCGUCGGGCUAGAGUAGGUAAAUCAUCGCCAUACAAGACUGAGAGUGGUUCUAAUCCAGAUGACGUGGAUGGAGCCGCUGAGUCGGGGUCUGAGCCUCGUAGGCGGCGUUCUGGCCUCACAACGGUGGAUCCAAAUGACCUGUCGCAGCUGCGCGAAGAGGUUGAACUGCGGGAACGCAUAAGCGCGAUUGGUGAUGAGCGGCGGAAAGACAUGGAGAAAAAGCUGAAUGGUCAAAAGUUUGAAAAUGCUGAAGAGGAGAAUAAUAAUAGGCUACUUCCUGGCCCAGAGAGAACAUUUGGGCCCUUCUCCCCAAGAUCUGGGAGUCCAACGCCUGGCUUCGAGGGACUUAUGUUAAAAAAGGGCUUAGGAACAGAUAUCAUGGCAGCUUCCGGUGGGUUUGGUAACCGACCCAACAGGAUUUCAGAAUUUGAUUUGGAUUUUGACUUUGAGGCGAAGCGAAAGCGAUUUGUAUCAAUGUCCAGUGAGAGUACUGAUUACAGCGAUGACUCUGGCAGUGGUACACCUACGGAUGAAUUUUCGCAUGAGGGGCUCUUCGAUGCACCGCUAGUUGGAGGUUGGAAAGACACAUCCGAUGGAGAAGAUGAUGGUCCCUUUAGUCGAACAUUGGUUGAGAGUUUAAAGGAUGUUGGUUCAUCGGAAUCAGACUCGGAGAAAUCGGAAGUAGAGGACGAAAUAGAGGAGGUGGUGAUAAUGGAGGAAACCUUGGACGUCAAUAAGGAUGGGGAUUAUGACAUUUAUUACUACUGUGAUGAAGAGUCUGGAGACGAAGAUGGCGAAUUCUGGGAUGUUGGAGUCCAGGUUGAACUAGGGCCGCACACAUUGGUGACAGCCGGUGUUCAGAUUGCUGCUCUUGAUUUGGAAAAUGUACAAACGCAGACGGACUUGUCGUUGUUGGAAUCUGUAAGUCUGCAUAUAGAUGGCCCUAUUUUCGAUCCGAUGAACAUUGGCGAGAAAGAACUGAAUCCUGAUGCGAAAAGAAGUAAACUGCGCAUCCAGUACAAAUUAGACGCCAUUAAGGAAUCGUCAGAUCUGAAUUCCUUAGUUGGAACAGAUAUGUCAACCGAUGAAUUUUCAGAAAGUGGUUUUUGCAGCAUGUCAUGUGAUUUAUCACAAUCGACUCCUAAAAAAUCUGAUCGUUCUGUCGACUCUGAUAGCCUUUUUGACCACCACGAUUUACUGACGAGUUCAAAAGUGACCCGCACCGUCCCAGCUCGGUUGACCAUCAUUGACCGCUUUGACUUAGAGCCCAGAGGUACAGAACAUGUUGAAGAUCACAUUAUAACCAAACGCAUCAUUUAUAAAAGUCCGUCUCCCUCAGAAGCUGAUCUGGUUGACAGGGCAACUGAUAAGGGUUCGUCUAAUACAGAGAUUUCCGUUGACUUGAUUCCAGUUACUGAUCGGAAGGAGUCGAAAGUAUUUGGAAAUCCAAGAAAAGUUAUACAGCGUGACAUGGAGAUGGACCCCGAUUUAGAAGUUGAGCUCACGAUGAUGGGUCUUUUUGAAUAUGAUUCCGCACCUGAAGUUGCUGCAGAAGUGGUUAUAGCCACGUCCCCAGGUGACGUAGAGAAUGACUUGGAGGAGAGGUUGGAUGAUGAAGAAGUGUCGACAUCAUGUUUCGGGCAAUUUACCUCAUCUCCAGUUGGCUUUGAAAGGAGUACAUUGCACUAUAAUUUUCCACAUGAUAAGAACAUGGAGGAGAGGUUUGAUCAGCAGACGGCACCAGUCGAACAUAGUUACUGCGUAUGGACACAAGACAGUGAUGUUGACCCUGAAAUAUUUUGUGCUGAUGAUUCUUUCAGUGCUGAACAUUUGGAUAAAUAUAGUGGGGCAUAUGAGGGGCUUCCUUACAGCCCCAUUUCUAGUCACGACGGACCAAUAGACAGCGCUAGCAACAAAAAACACCAACUUCAGAAGAUGUCACAAUCUAUUUCACUACCAAACCUCCGAGACCCACGGUUUUAUUGUUAUGAGCCAGAGAAAAACCAGAAAACAGCUCCCUCUGGUGAGAUAUCUCAGUACUUGAGAACGUAUGCGAAGUUGCCGAAAUCCUUCUACAGUUUUCAUCAGAACACAUUUUGGCUAUCUGCCGGGGAUUUAACAUGCGGGACAUGUCUUAAAGUGGAAGAGCCGCUCCUUGUUUCUGAAAGAUCGGAAAUUCCUGUUUAUUUGUCUGCAGACAGAUGUCAGCGGAAGCAAAGCUGUUCAUUUUCCAUCAGUAGUGGACUUUCUGACCAAUCAGAAUGCUCUGUCAAUUCGCCCAGAGACGAAUGCCUCAGAAAGCGCAGCCGUGCGUUUUCAAUAACUAGCAAUGAUGGAGAAGGAUACGUGGAUUCUGUGAUUUUCUUGAACACGGCCAAUCAGUCUGAAACUGGAUUAUCGAAUACAUUUAGUACCUCAUCUAGUGGUGCCACCUGGAGUCUUGGACCUGAACUAAAUUCCAUGAAAGUGACAAGUCCUCUAUUGAUGGAGGAUGAAAAUAGAAACUGCGUUCCUGUGCGAGAUAGUGACAAUUCUCAUAAAGAUGGGAACAGCAUAGACAAAGCAGUUUCUACUGAUAAUCACGUGAUUUUGAGUAACCAUGGUAACCAUGCUACGUUAUCCAAUCAGAAUAUUCCAAGUUCUAGUCAUGUGACUUUUGUUGCUAAUCAUGGCAGCAAUUCCAUGUCCAAUCGGAAUGUUGACCAUCAUUAUUCAAAAUCCAUAAGUUCACAAUUCGUAACCAAUUCACCUCAUUUUCCGCGAAAACAUGAGAGGUCAUCAUUCCCGCCAUCAGGUGGCACUACCAGUCCAGUAUUCCUAGAGCGUGAAGACAUCCUUGAGAAGGUUGUGAAGCGUCAGAUGGGCAAGAUCAAAGGUCACAAUGAGGCGGAGAUGACGGGAAAGCCGAAGAAUAGGAAAUCGCUGACAGAAGGAAGUGAAUCGUGUCGGGUUGAUUCUAAACUUUCCAAUAACACAGACGAUCCCAAAGCUACUACACAAACACUUGCUGCCAGAGAUAACCUUGCACAAUCAGGUUCGUGGAGGGGCUCCAGUGACAAUCUGUCAACAGAACUUCAUGUUCUUCAGGAGGCGGGUUUAGUGCGAUCAAACCGAACAAAGAUAUUUGAAUAUUUGCUUCAACAAUUAUCCAAGAUGGGACAGAAUGAAUCCGGACACAUUGAUCCCCUUGAUGAGACACCAAUGGAUCGAGGUUCGUAUCGUCGGCAUUCAUUCCACGGGCCGUCGUCUACCACGCUGGAUGUGAAACUGGGGCCGUCACGAUCUUUAUCACACGAGGACCUCUUGAGGGAUUCCGCUGGUUUGAAGACGCUCAGUGGGGAUGGGGGUACGCUGAGGAGGGAUGUUCUGAAGAGACAACAGGGGUUGCGGAGGAAGGAUUUCAGUGUAAAUCCGAGGUGGAGCGAUCCGACGCCUUGUAAUAACGUCAAGAGAGAGAAAGAAGUGAAAAUGAAGGACGAAUUGAAAAUGACAGAUCCAAGGCUGACGUCAAGUGAGAAUCUUCGCAGGAAAUGCUACACUGACCUAGAUCAAGGUCAACAGUUGAGGUACGAUUCCGACGAUUCGCUUGCAAAUAUCAAGAAGAAACGAAAAAAGAAGGGUCGAUCGAAAAAUAAAGAAAGCGUUGUAGGAAAUUGUGCUGCUGCGUCAGUUGAGAAUGAGGCAAAGACCGAGCACAUUGGUGAGAUGGCAGGCUUGUUGCGCAAUGACACAACAGAGGUCAAGGCCACUAAGAAUGCAGCAGACAUUAUGACAGAACCAAAAGUCAAGGACAACAAAACAGAGGUAACUGUCACUCAAAAUGCAGCAAAUGUUACAAUGAAACCAGAGGUCAAGGACAACAAAACAGAGAUCAAGGUCACUGUAAAUGCAGCAGACGUUAAAACUGAACCAAAGGUCAAGGUCUGUGUAGCAGCAGACGUUAAAACUGGAGACAAAGUUGUAACAAUGCAGCCACCUGGUUGUCUUGAGGUGAUGAAGGUGUCACGCUCUAAGUCUAUGAGCAACGUCCACCUCAUUGAAAAGGCAUCCCACAAUGCACCACAGCAGUCGCUGAUUCAACAUCCAGUGUUGACCCAGCAGACACAGCGCGAGUAUGACUUUCAGUCGCUGCGACAAUAUUACGAAUCAUUGUCUGACGAAAGAGGAAGGUCAAUGACUCUUCCGAAAGAGACGUUAGCUAGGCCAAUUGAUGGUGCUAGAUUGAAGCGUGCACUGUCCGCCUCAGAUGUUCAUGAAAUUGCAAAAUCGUCAGUCAUUUUCCACACGCCUAGUAAUAGUAGCACGAUGGAUGUUGAUCUAGUCCAUUCAGACCACGAGGGCAAGACAAAGAAGAAAGAAAAGAAGAAGAAGAAGCACAAGCAUCAUCACCGCUCUCGUGAAGAGUUGGACAGUGCAACUUCUGGUUCUGAAAAGGCAGCACCAGAUGUCACAUUGCCAGAUGAAGCAAAAUCAGUACGGAGAGAAACAACAGGAAUUACAGUUGAUAUAAGAUCGGUGAAGAGGGUAGAAAAUGAUGUGAGAGAUGUAACGAAAUCCGAAGAAGUACUGCUGAAGAGUUCAGGAGGUUGUGCAGCUGGAAAUGAUGCAGCAGAUGGCGUGAAAGGUGCGGAAUCUUUCAAAACUGUGGAUGAUGUUGCACGAUUUGUAAAUGAUCAAAAUGAAACAAUUGAGGAGAUUUCUAAGGCCUCGUUUGCGUCUAAAGUUGCCAUCUUUGAACAAUCAAAGCACAUGCACCACAAACCAGGAGCGCACUUAGAGAAGAAGGGGUUAACGAAGCCAAAAGAUUACACUGAUCUUCAGCCUGGGGAAUUUGAUGCUCAAAUUAUCCCAACAGAACAUAGUCAAGUUGAGGUAGAGAAAAAAGGUCCGAGUACUUUUGUAUCAGAUAAUUCAGCAGCACAUCCAGGAACAGUUGAGAAUGUCGUUUGUUCGGUUUCUAGCAUUAGAGUUCAAGGAAUUGCACAGGAAGUUGUUGGGACAUCUGCUGCAUCAGGGGAUGUAAACAAUACUGACGCAUGUAAAUCUGAGAAUAUCAUCUUCAUUAAAAACUCCUCGAAUGUGACGAGUGGUUGUGGAUCUAAUAGGGAUGUAGUUAUGGAAAACAGUGACCAAGAAAAUGGUCACCCGCCUUCAGACUUAAUGUCGAUUCCAUCCAUUGAGAUAACUUACGCGGAAGAUGUGGACCAAACUGAAAAUCCAGAAUUUGUACCGCUGUGUACUGAAGAUACAAACGAGGCUCGAAUGGCAAAUCGAGAUUCGAGUGUUGGGAACACAAAUCGGAGAGAUGAUUCUAUGGACAGUGAAGAAUCGCGUGCUGCCAUUGUUGAGGAUGUCAUCUACCAGGAUAUGAGUGUAGGUGGCGUAUUUGCAUCACCGCACGAUCUGGAUGAAUUGGCUUCGAGGUCACAAGAGAAUCAGAAGGUCAGAGGUCAGAAGGAUAGUGUCACUUUCACCCUUCCUCCUGAUUUUCAUGAGGGGGCUGAUGAUCUUGAGAUAUUCAUCGAAGGUCAGGGCCAAGGUCGCGAUAGGACAAAUUCUAAAGAUUCUGUUGUUACAACGGUGUCAUCGCUGAGUUCGUCUUGUUCUUCGGGUGGUUUUGAGGACUACAUGCUGGAAAACCUUGCUAGGGAGCAACAGACUAUUGGGGAUGUGCAAAAAUGUGGAAAGGGAUGGAAGGUUGUGAAAAGUGGGGCUGGGGAUGAAAAUUCUCAACAAACUCUGUCAAAAUCAAAUGGGGAAGAUUCUCCAUCAGGAGACAAGAAAGGGUCUAUAGAUGAUGCCUCGGUAACCAUAGCGACCACUGAAGCCGCUUUCUUGGCAACCGAGUCUCCGAGAGGAAAGAGGCCAAAUUCACUUGAGAUUGGGAACGAUGCAGAGCUUUGGCUGAUGACGCCCCCCGGAGUAACAGAUGAUGAUGACAUGCUCAUUGUUCUGACGGGAAAUGGCUAUGCAUCGUGUGAUCGUCGAGAUCAGAAGUGUGUGUUGGAGGCUUUGGUGCUGCGGGAUCGUUCAAGUUCAGUGAAGACACCGACAACGCCACUGACACCACACUUCCCCCCGUAUGAUAAGAACGGUGUGCUGAGUGACUUCGACCUUCUCGACAUGAGUUUGGUGAAGUACAAGGCGGACCUAAAGGAACUGGAAAUGCUCGCAGACGUUGUUUACAUGGAUAACACGGAGAAACUCUCUGACAAAGAUAGAGAAACCUUGGCUUUCAUCGCUUCCAUCCACUUGGAAAUCUACGAAGAGGUGACAGCCGCCGAGAGGCAGUUACUCGACUUCCGGGGCAAGGUCGAGACCAUCCCGAUCGCCCUGGAACAGGAGUGCUACCUGGUGGCAAACAUGAUGGAAAAGGUUAUCUCUCUGCUGAAGGAACAAUUGUACCACAACGGCAUCAUAGAGAGUCUCCAAGAAGAAUAUUCACCCCAGUUGAUGAGUCAGUCUCCCUGAAUAUUCGGUUGCUAUGGAAAGAAUCUGGUUGCUAUAUAAAUAUUCUAGUUGCUGACGAUAUUGCCUGGUUGCUAUGACUGACAUUUGAGCAUUUAUCCUGUUAAAUGUUAACUUGAUUGCAAGGAUUACAUAGAUGAUGUUCCGGUCUUUCUGAACGAGUGUUGAAACAACAGCCACAUUUCGGCACUUUUGACAGCUUCAAAGAUUGUCAGAUGGUCUUGCCAAUGAGGUUUACUCAGUGUAAAAGCAAUUGGUCUCAUUCUAGGUCUGUCUUGUAUAACUUAUGGUGUCUUUGACCAGGGUACCUGUUUAGUUUCACCGAUUUCAGACCGGUUGAUUAAAUACUACGAAAGAUGAAACAAUAGACAAGCCUGAACAUGACGUCAGGACCAUCGGACAGCAUCGUGUUGGCAACCCAUUGUCUAUCCAAAUUGCUUGCCAUCGAGGGACCAAGCGCAUAAUAUCUAGCUAGAAUUGAAUAUUUAGAUCAGUGAAACCAGAGAAUCGUCAAAAUGACGCCAUCUACAGGUAAAGGCUCCUGAUGAUUAGAGUACCAAAAGCAGAUAAACAUCAUAUCUGACAGUCUGGCUCAUGCUGGCACCUGGUAUCCACCCAUCAAACUAAUGUGAUGUGCAGAUGUUGCUCAAGGGAAACUACUUCAUAUGCUUUCAAGAGAAACUGUAACAAAUAUAGCCUGAGGGCCUUUGCAUUUGUAGGAUUAUUAUUUACCAUGUGUAGUAUGGUCUUUAUAUUGGUACCUCAAAUUGACAUGAUUGAACUGCUGUUCAGUUGGUUCGAAGCAGUGGUCGGGAGCAGUACAAUAGUAUCGCUUUGAACCUGGCUCAGUUUAUUAUUUCCGUAUUAUUCUUCAGCUGAAAAUUGUCACCGUCACUUUCUUUUAAAAUUGAUUAAGUUUUGUUCAUAGUUCCAUGUUUUGUUACAGUUAAAAUAUUCUUCAAAAGCAGCAAUAAAAUUGAUUUGAAUCAAA